CAGAGGAACUGUGAGAAAAGAGAUAAUCGCACUUGCUCACCCCAAGGGUUACCUGUGACACCCUCGCAAUGACAAGAGGGCCCAGCGAAAGAGGGCCACGCAAAAGAAGUUUGGAUGAUACCCUAGCCGGCAGCUUGUAGGCUAAAAGUUCCUGUGCGUGUCCUGUUUUUUUUAAUGCUUUUCGUCAUUUUGGAGUGCUUUCGGAGUUACCUGUGCUGUGAUCGAUCGGAGAAUACGCGAGUCGAGUUAUUCAUCAGCCACAAAUCGUUGCAUGAAACUGAGAGCCGGGCCGCAAUGAGUCGGAGAACACGACGCUGGAUUUUAAGAGUUUUACUUUGUCUGGGGAUUGUUUAUUUGAAAAUUGGUGGCUUCUCGUCGGUGGUGGCCCUAGGUGCGAGUAUAAUCUGUAACAAGAUCCCCGGAUUGGCCCCGAGACAACGCAUUAUCUGCCAGAGUCGCCCCGAUGCCAUUAUCGUCAUCGGAGAGGGAGCCCAAAUGGGCAUCAACGAGUGUCAGUUUCAGUUCAAAAACGGGCGCUGGAACUGCUCUGCGCUUGGAGAGAGGACAGUCUUCGGAAAAGAGUUGAAAGUGGGCAGUAAAGAAGCUGCGUUCACCUACGCCAUCAUUGCCGCCGGGGUGGCCCAUGCCAUUACGGCAGCCUGUACACAGGGUAACCUGAGUGACUGUAGCUGCGACAAAGAGAAGCAGGGUUUCUACAGCGUAGACCAGGGGUGGAAGUGGGGAGGCUGCUCGGCAGACAUCAGCUACGGCCUGGGCUUCUCCAAAGUAUUUAUUGACGCUCGGGAGGUCAAACAGAACGCGAGGACGCUCAUGAACCUCCAUAACAAUGAGGUGGGACGCAAGAUUCUGGAGAAGAACAUGCAACUGGAAUGUAAAUGUCAUGGUGUCUCCGGCUCCUGCACCACCAAAACCUGCUGGACUACACUUCCCAAGUUCCGCGAGCUUGGCUACAUUCUCAAGGAAAAGUAUGCCCAUGCGGUGCACGUGGAACCGGUCAAAGCCAGCCGCAACAAGCGUCCUAAAUUCCUCAAGAUCAAGAAGCCUUACUCUUAUCGGAAGCCCAUGGAUACAGACCUGGUGUACAUAGACAAGUCCCCCAACUACUGUGAGGCGGACCCUGUGACGGGGAGCUUGGGGACGCAGGGCAGGGUGUGUAACAAGACAAUGAUGCAGCACAUCAGUGGCUGUGACUUGAUGUGCUGUGGCCGGGGAUACAACACACACCAGUACUCCCGCGUCUGGCAGUGCAACUGCAAGUUCCUGUGGUGCUGCUAUGUUAAAUGCAACACCUGCAGCGAGAGGACAGAGGUGUACACAUGCAAAUGAAAAUAUUUAUUGGACAGUGUGUGUGUGUGUGUGUGUGUGUGUGUGGUGAUGUAUGUGAGCAUGUGGGUUCAUGUCUUUUUGUUUUCAUGGACAAACAGGAACUAUUAAACUUUACAAGAAGGCUGUUAUUACGGUCUUUUUCACACAUGACGAGGAUCUGCUGUACUGUGUAUACAGUAAGCUGAAGGUGGGGUGUCACGAUUCUUUUGCACACAAAGCUCUACAACCCUCUUCUUGGACUGUCGUGUUUGUUGGGGUGCAAUGUCGAAAAAGAUGCGACCAAAACACUGUUAAGGGAAAACCUGCGCCCUGGCAUGUGGGUGAUCACGGUGUGAGUCAGUGAAGCAAAAUGUCAAGACUUUAAGCUACAUGGACAUGUUCUGACGUUUAGGAAACGGACUUUGCAAAUGCAAAUGAAAUAUGGUGGAUGAUUGCUGGGCAGGACGCAGUGCUGUAGUCGCCCCUCUGUGCACAGAUGAAUUAACACAGCCAUUUGGAAUAUUUAACAUGCUGUAUUUAGAGAAUGCAAAUAAUUAAUAUUAAUUUAUUCUAUUAAAAACUACUGAUUUUGUCCAUUAUGGAUCAAAAAUAACUAAAUGUUGGGAAGUUUUAGUGUAUUAAAGCAAUCAAAACAUGCCCACAGUUAACACACUGGAUUUGAAUCUGCCUGGAAUGAUGUGUCCUGUUUUAGAAUAAUGUUGUUCCAGAUGAAACUGCUGUAGGCUACUCACUUUGACCUUCUGACCCCCUCAUGAGUUUGUCUUCCCUCUGUUUGCUGCUAGUCUAGAGAAUCCCAUUUGUUGAGGUAGAAGGCUGAACGCUCUACUGGCUGCCUUCAAUGGCGUUGCUUACUUCAAGCGGAAUUAGCUUAACAGGAUUCGUUCGCUGAUCAAAAACACAGGCACAUCUUCCACUUUUGGUAAAUAUUGGUUAAUAGAGUAUAUUUUGUAAAAACCUAUUUUUAUAUGAAUGUCUUAUUUAUAUCUUUUGCAUAUUCAAUGUCAUGUUCUGACCCUGACACCUGUUUUUAAAUCCUUCUGGAAAAAAAAAGCUGAUAUGUGUAAGUUGGCCCCUGCUGUCACUGCCAUAGUUGUAUAUUGUAAUUGCGAUAGAAACUGUUUAUUUGUGUCUGUGUUCAAACAUCUGUGUUUACUGCGUUUCAUGACUACUACUGAUGGAAUACAGGAACAGAAUAACACUAAAA
Messenger RNA from Scatophagus argus, 2551 nucleotides. RefSeq names its product protein Wnt-7a (gene wnt7ab). Gene Ontology annotation, biological process: canonical Wnt signaling pathway; cell fate commitment; positive regulation of JNK cascade. The transcript is spliced from 4 exons. Lineage: Eukaryota; Metazoa; Chordata; Actinopteri; Scatophagidae. Gene Ontology annotation, molecular function: cytokine activity; frizzled binding. The coding region runs from base 175 to 1347 and encodes 390 amino acids. The record is from RefSeq and is a predicted model, not a curated record. Gene Ontology annotation, cellular component: extracellular region.